AGCAACAUAUAUGACACAAGGCCUUUAUGUGAUGAGUCUGAGGCCUCUCAUUUAAAUCUCUUUGGCCUCUUGAGGCAAGACAGAGUUUAACCUUUUCCUUUUUUGUUUCGUUUUGUUUUGUGUUUUUAAGUUAAGGAUUUUUUUUGUUCUUGGAAUUGUACAAUUGAGUAACAAUAUUAUUCUUAUUGAGGUAACUUCAAGAAUCUGCUGGAAACCUCAAGGUAGUGAAAGCUUUUAUUCUCUUUUUUGGGGGUUAAAACAAGAAGAUGAGAAAGAUAAAGAAACAAAGAGAGAAAAAGAAUAUUUCUUUAUUCACGUGAAGUUAACAUUUUGUAAGUCCAAUUAUAUGAUUCUAGAAGUGAUGAUGCUUUCUCUUUUCCAAUUUUUGCUUAGAACUUUGUUUUGAGUUUAUCAAAUGGUGACCAAAGAAGAAGAUUGUCUUCCUCCUACUCCUCUCACGGAGUUAGAGACUGUUCGAAGCAUAGAAAUCGUCGAAUCUUCCUCUCUAUCUCCCGUUUGGUUACUGGUGAUCUUUUGCAUCAUUAACUUGUUAAAUUACAUGGAUCGUGGUGCGAUAGCGAGCAAUGGUGUAAAUGGAAGUACUAAGAGUUGUAAUGAUAAAGGCAAAUGCACUCUUGCUUCUGGAAUUCAGGGACAUUUUAAUCUAAGUAAUUUCGAAGAUGGUGUAUUGUCAUCUUCAUUUAUGGUUGGGCUACUUAUUGCAUCACCGAUCUUUGCUAUAUUGGCCAAAAGCUUCAAUCCAUUUAGACUUAUUGGAGUAGGUCUUACUGUUUGGACAGUUGCAGUUUUUGGCUGUGGCAGUUCCUUUGCCUUUUGGUUCAUCGUCUUAUGCCGUAUGUUUGUUGGUGUAGGUGAAGCUUCUUUCAUUAGUCUUGCAGCUCCAUUUAUAGAUGACAAUGCUCCUCAGAAACAGAAAGCUGCAUGGCUUGGAAUGUUUUACAUGUGUAUACCAAGUGGUGUUGCUCUUGGUUAUGUCUAUGGCGGAUAUGUCGGGAAACAUUUUAGUUGGCGGUAUGCGUUUUGGGGUGAAGCUGCUUUAAUGGCUCCAUUUGCUGUUCUUGGUUUUGUAAUGAAACCUUUGCAGUUAAAAGGGUUUCCUUCUACUGAAUCGAUAAAGACGGUUAGAUCAAUUGAAGUAAUGACUCCAUCAGUAGGCGCAGAGACAUCGACAAACGAUAAUCAUCUUCAGGUUGGUAAUGAGAUUGAGCAUGAUCAGUUUGAGGUCUCAACUGAACCUAGCAAUCGUAGAUCAAGUUAUGCGAACGCGGUUUUGAAAUCAUUUACUGGAUUUGCAAAAGACAUGAAAGUUCUGUUUAAAGAAAAAGUCUUUGUUGUUAAUGUCUUAGGUUAUGUAUCAUACAAUUUCGUUAUAGGAGCAUACUCAUACUGGGGACCAAAGGCUGGUUACAAUAUUUAUAAAAUGAGAAACGCGGAUAUCAUCUUCGGGGCAGUAACUAUCAUUUCUGGGAUCGUUGGAACAUUAUCAGGAGGCUUUAUACUUGACCGCGUCAGUGCUACAAUUCCAAAUGCUUUUAAGGUAAUGAAAAAGCUUUUCUUACAGUUCUCUGAAUUUUCAGGUUUUUAUCUUUACUCUUGGAUUCAGCUCUUAUCCGGAGCAACAUUUCUCGGGGCGGUAUUUUGCUUCACUGCAUUUACACUGAAGAGUUUAUACGGUUUCAUAGCUCUCUUUGCGUUAGGAGAGUUUCUUGUGUUUGCUACACAGGCUCCAGUGAAUUAUGUGUGUUUGCAUUGUGUGAAGCCAAGUUUGCGACCAUUAUCAAUGGCUAUCUCCACAGUCGCAAUUCACAUAUUUGGCGAUGUUCCUUCUUCGCCUCUUGUUGGUAUCGUUCAGGAUCAUAUCAACAGUUGGAGAAAAACCGCAUUGAUGCUUACAUCAAUUCUGUUCUUAGCUGCUACAAUAUGGUUUACAGGUAUAUUCAUAAACAGUGUAGAUCGGUUCAAUCAAGAAGGAACUGUAGAUGAGAAGAGCCAGAGGACUCGAGAACAUGUAUCUCCAUGAAACUACUUUGUCUAAAUAGGAGUACGUCUGUAUUAAAUUUUUUAACUGUAGAGUCUUGUACAAGUUGUACAAAUGCAAAACAUGUUCUGUUUUUUUUUUAAAACCAUACAAAAAAGGAUCAUAUUUACUCGCAUUAA
Capsella rubella is the source of this 2178-nucleotide messenger RNA. Its product is annotated as probable sphingolipid transporter spinster homolog 3. Gene Ontology annotation, cellular component: membrane. Gene Ontology annotation, molecular function: transmembrane transporter activity. NCBI's taxonomy places the organism in Eukaryota, Viridiplantae, Streptophyta, Magnoliopsida, Brassicales, Brassicaceae. The record is from RefSeq and is a predicted model, not a curated record. The transcript has 15 exons. Gene Ontology annotation, biological process: transmembrane transport. The coding region runs from base 416 to 2041 and encodes 541 amino acids.